Sardina pilchardus (European sardine) is the source of this 2274-nucleotide messenger RNA. RefSeq names its product tectonic family member 2 (gene tctn2). The coding region runs from base 79 to 1800 and encodes 573 amino acids. The record is from RefSeq and is a predicted model, not a curated record. Lineage: Eukaryota; Metazoa; Chordata; Actinopteri; Clupeiformes; Clupeidae. Gene Ontology annotation, cellular component: MKS complex. Gene Ontology annotation, biological process: smoothened signaling pathway; protein localization to ciliary transition zone; cilium assembly. The transcript is spliced from 15 exons.
AACCCUGAGGACUAAUGAAGUCUAUGUUAUCGAAUAACGUUGGUUUGUGAACGUUUUUAAUGUAAUUCUUUUGUUGCCAUGGCCAUUGAAUUGAAACUCUGGACAUGGUACCAAUCUUUGUUUAUUAUCACCAUUAUUUCAAGAGAAGCAAACAGCAGUACAGACAAUAAAACAGAGAUUCCUCAUCAAGUGCACCAGCCUCUGGGGGCCUGUCCAUGUGAUCUCACAGCAGACAUUUGUGAUCUGCGUUGCUGCUGUGAUAUGGAUUGCUCCUUGACUGUCAGCCAGUUGUUUGAGUCCUAUUGUCUGCCUGGGCCAUUGGGUGGUAAUGUCAGUCUUAUCCCGGACUACCAGUGCUCUAAUCAAACGUUUGAAAAUACACCAGACUGGUUUCUUUUUCUGUGUGUCACAUCACCAGCAGAAAACAAUCCACUGCUUGGACUACAUUAUAAUGGAAAGACAGUGACUCCCAAGAGUACGCCAUCAUUUAAAAAUCCAAAGCUGACCCUUCCACUUUCUGCGAGCAGUUAUAGGCAAGGAAAGCCAAUCAUUACUGCCUCAGACGGAUAUUUCACCAUACCUCAGAGGUCAUUGCUUGGCCAAUGUAUGGAAAACACACCUGUGGGUUUCCUGGAAAAUGUUCAGACUGACUGCAUCAAAUACCCCCUCUUCUGCCCACCCUUACCAACUAAUCUGGCAGAAGACAUAAGAGAUGGACAUGGAGGGUUAGUGACUAUCAAUGUAACUCAGAAGUUAGGAACUGACCAAACACCCUUUCUGUCGUGGGCCCCAAAUGCGAAUAAUGUAUCAGCAGAUCAGCAGGUUUUGUGUGAGAAUGUGACCUUGGCCUGGAAUUACACUUUUUAUUGGAGAGGAGAAGGCCUUUCUGGUAUCACUCUGGUGCGCACCUUUGGGAAUGUAUUUUUGGACCACCACUUGCCUUUGAUCACCAAGAUCUCAGUAACUUUUGUGAAUGGAGAUAUUGCAGCUCCAACUCACUCGGGGGUGUCAGGUUACCUAGUUGGAAGGCAUGUCAUUGGCGGCGUGAUGUCACCAAGCAUGGUCAUACACAGAGCUGCCUUGAAUUUAUGGCAUUCAGGUGAACAUGGGCUCUGUGAGCCCGCUAGCAUGAGGCCUGUGAUUUUUGGAGUCAACUCCACCUCAGGCUGCAUGUUUCCUGUUAGCCUGGAUAACUUCACUGAAUGUAGCAGGCUCAGAGAUGCUGUCCAAACCAUGUUAACAUCAUUAGUGACUGCUACACUCAUUGCUAGGAAUGGAAAUCCAAACUUCUCCAGCCUGGCUAACUGGGUGAAUGUUACCAGCAUUGUGCAUGAUACCAAAAAAAAUAUGAGCCCUGCCUUUCCUGGUCUGUGUGAGGAUGUCCCCUCUCAGCUCCAUGUUGUUAUCUACUGCAGUGGUGGACCACAGACUGAGAUAACAGCUGUAGAAAUUCAUCACAAACCAACAACAUGGAGGUUACAGUGUGAAAGUGGAACUUACUGCCAAGAUCUCAAUACAACUCAGUAUUUUCCUCUCACCUCCACCAUCACUUUCAGUGAAGAAUUAUUGCACAGUCUUCCUCCCAAAACAAGGUUCCAGAUUACCUUUACAGAAUUUGACUGUACAAGGAAUGAUGUCUGCUGGCCAGAGCUGACAUUUCCUCUCACUAGAUACUAUACAGGUGAGCCUUCUUCCCAGGCCUUGGUUAAGGGCAUCUUUUUAAUGUUCCUCUUCAUUAUUGCUUCUCUGCUGGGAUCAUGGAGACAGAUCAGGCAGGCAUUGAGCAAUUCUGAAUUUUAAGAUACUGGUAGCAGAUACAGUACACAAGAAAAAAUCUAUUAGAGGACCCCAUUAUUACUUCUGCUAUUUUUUUUAACUAUGUUAUCAAUGAACUGAACUGACUUGGAAAAAACUAUGUUUUUUCUGUACACUGUUAAUGUAAAUUAGUGUAGAUAUGUAUUAUUAUGUAUGUACCAAUAAUGUAACAGGGUGAAGUGUGUGUGUGUGUCUGUCUGUCUGUCUGUCUGUCUGUCUGUCUGUCUGUCUGUCUGUCUCUGUGUGUGUGUGUGUGUGUGUGUGUGUGUGUGUGUUUCUUGUUAAACUUCAUUGUCUUUCAUAUUUGGGUAGAACUGAACAGGGGGUUUCUGUGAAGAAAUUGAUUUUUGAUUUUAGGAAUAGAAGCAGUAAGAUGUCCAGAAUUGUUUUCCCAUUUCUCAUUUUAGAGAAAAUGCAGAAACUUGUACAAUAAAGUUCUUUGCAGCACAGAGAAGUAAA